AUGGGCUCUGCGUUAUCAAGUGUGCUUCGCAGGAUGGGCUCUGCGUUAACAAGUGUGCCUCGCAGGAUGGGCUCUGCGUCAACAAGUGUGCCUCGCAGGAUGGGCUCUGCGUUAUCAAAUGUGCUCCCUCGCUGCCCUGAGCCCCGCGAGUGCCUCUAG
Penicillium arizonense is the source of this 159-nucleotide messenger RNA. RefSeq lists its product as uncharacterized. Lineage: Eukaryota; Fungi; Ascomycota; Eurotiomycetes; Eurotiales; Aspergillaceae. The coding region runs from base 1 to 159 and encodes 52 amino acids. The record is from RefSeq and is a predicted model, not a curated record. The transcript is spliced from 2 exons.